AUGGAUGAACAGCAAAAAGCAUGUAUAGGAAUUAUAUUAGCCUUAUCCAUUCCAAAUAAUAAACGAGUUUUGAGAAAACGGAAACGAUGGGUAAAACAAUGGAUUUCCAAACGAAGACAGUACACUCAUCUUAAUGUUAUAAAAGAGGUGCAACUUUCAGAUCCAAAGGACUUUAUUAAUUAUUUCCGAAUGGACAUUGAUAAUUAUAAUAAACUUUUAAGUAUGGUAGCACCAUUAAUCACUAAAAUGAAUACCAACAUGAGAGAGAGUAUUUCAGCAAAUGAAAGACUGGCUGUUACAUUGAGGUACCUGGCAACUGGACGGACUUUUGAGGACCUAAAAUUUACCUCGAUAAUCUCACCAACAACCAUAAGUCUAAUUGUAAUCGAAACAUGUGAAGCAAUAAUAACUGUUCUCAAGGAUUAUAUACAGCUUCCAAAAACUGCUGAACAAUGGCAAAAUGUCUCAAAUAAUUUUGGAGCUAAAUGGAAUUUCAGUAACUGCAUUGGAUCAAUUGACGGAAAACAUGUUAAUAUUAAAAAACCGCCAAAUUCUGGAUCAUUAUAUUACAACUACAAAGGUACAUUCAGUAUCGUGCUAAUGGCUGUUGUAAAUGCAAACUUACAAUUCAUGAUGGUUGACGUUGGGGCUAAUGGUCGGAUUUCUGACGGAGGAGUGUUAUACUAUACAAAAUGUUGGGAAAAGUUUCAGAAUAACACACUAAAUAUUCCAUCACCAUCUUGUUUACCAAACACCACAGAACAAUUUCCUUACGUGUUUGUUGGCGAUGAGGCUUUUUCUUUACAACCUAAUUUAAUGAAACCUUACAGUCAACAUGACUUAACUAAUCACGAGCGUCGUAUUUUUAAUUAUCGCUUAUCAAGAGCUCGACGAACAGUUGAGAACGCAUUUGGAGUAUUAGCUAGUAGAUUUGGAGUUUUUCAAAAGCCAAUAAAUCUUGGACCAGAAAAAGCAACUCUAAUUACAUUAGCUUGCUGUUAUUUGCACAAUUUUUUAAUUGCAACUAAUCAAAACAUUUACUGUUCCAAAACUUUACUCAUUGAGGAAAAUACAGAGACAGGGGAAAUACAAAAUGGUAGUGAUAUAACACCAAAUUUGUUUACACCUUUAAAAAAAACACCUAUUCGUACAAUAAGUUUAGAAGCAAAAGAUGUGAGAAAUAAAUAUUCUAGUUAUUUUUGUAGAGAAGGUCAAGUACCGUGGCAGGUUAACAUGAUAUAA
Macrosiphum euphorbiae (potato aphid) is the source of this 1242-nucleotide messenger RNA. The record is from the annotation of a GenBank genome assembly. NCBI's taxonomy places the organism in Eukaryota, Metazoa, Arthropoda, Insecta, Hemiptera, Aphididae.